Molecule: messenger RNA, 2389 nt
Organism: Hordeum vulgare subsp. vulgare (domesticated barley)
Lineage: Eukaryota; Viridiplantae; Streptophyta; Magnoliopsida; Poales; Poaceae
Product: jasmonoyl--L-amino acid synthetase GH3.5
Exons: 5
Coding region: 365-2110 (581 amino acids)
Cellular component (GO): cytoplasm
Molecular function (GO): acid-amino acid ligase activity
Source: RefSeq, a predicted model, not a curated record
ACCAUCAUUUGGUUGCAGGGCAAAGGGAUCCCCCACCCCCACCCCCACCCCCACCGGACUUAAUCAAUCCGGUGAUUCCCCCCCUCUCCCUCCCUCCGCGGUUGUGGUCCGUCAGUCAGUCGGGGCCCUGCUUCUUGUUGGUUGGUUGGUUGGUCCGGGCGCCCCUCCUCCUCGUCGUCGUCGUCGCCUAGUGGAGCCUGCCAUCCACCUGCUCCUCGUCGCCUUCCUCUCCCUCCCCCUCCCUACUGCCCCCUCCGCACACCGCCCGCCGGCGCCGCCAGAGGUCGCUUUCCUCCCCCGCCCCACCCCUCGGAUCACCACCACCACCGAGCAGGUAAUAGAGCCAGGAUUCUUGCCAGCACAAAUGACGAUCUGUAGCUGCGAGGAGACUAUCAAUGAGUUCGAGAUGUUGUCACGCGAUGCUGCGCGCGUGCAGCUGGAUACGCUGAAAAAGAUCCUUGAGACGAAUGCCGAUGCUGAAUACCUGAGACAGUUUGGCCUCGACGGGAGGACUGAUGCCAAGAGCUACAAAUCUUGCAUCCCGUUGUGUGUGCACAGCGACGUUGAACCUUUCAUCCAGAGGGUUGCUGAUGGUGAUAGCGCACCAGUGGUCACCGGGAAGCCCAUCACCUCCCUCUCCCUCAGUUCUGGCACGACACAGGGAAAGCCUAAGUUCCUGCCAUUUAAUGAUGAGUUGCUUGAGAACACACUUCAAAUAUUCCGUACUUCCUACGCAUUUAGGAACCGUGAAUACCCUAUCGGCGGAGGAAAAGCUUUGCAAUUUGUUUAUGGUAGCAAGCAAGUCUUGACGCCUGGUGGCAUCCUUGCUACAACUGCAACAACAAACCUGUACCGGAGUCAACGCUACAAGGAAGGGAUGAAGGAUAUUCAGUCUCAAGGCUGCAGCCCUGACGAAGUUAUCUUUGGCCCUGACUUCAACCAGUCCUUAUAUUGUCAUUUGCUCUGUGGGUUGAUAUACUCGGACGAGGUCCAUUUCGUGUUCUCGACAUUUGCUCACAGCCUAGUGCAUGCAUUUCAAACACUGGAGGAGGUCUGGGAGGAGCUGUGCGCUGAUAUAAGAGAUGGUGUUCUUUCAGAAAAAAUCACAGUGCCAUCAAUUCGUGAAGCUGUUUCAAAGAUCCUGAGGCCCAACCCUGAGCUUGCUGACUCGAUCCACAAGAAGUGUGCAGGUUUGAGCAACUGGUAUGGUGUGAUCCCGGCACUGUGGCCGAAGGCAAAGUACGUGUAUGGCAUCAUGACAGGGUCCAUGGAGCCGUAUCUGAAGAAGUUGCGGCAUUAUGCUGGGCACUUGCCACUGAUCAGUGCCGACUACGGCGCGUCUGAAGGAUGGGUUGGCUCUAACAUCGACCCCACGGUGCCGCCUGAGCAGGUGACUUAUGCUGUUCUGCCGCAGACUGGUUAUUUUGAGUUCAUUCCCUUGGAGAAACCAACAGGGGAGGAGACAGAGAACAGUGCAGCUAUCCAUUACAUAGAGUCGGAGCCGGUUGGCUUAACUGAAGUUGAGGUUGGCAAAAGCUAUGAAGUUGUGCUAACUACCUUUGCAGGCCUAUAUCGCUACAGGCUAGGAGACGUGGUGAAGAUAGCCCGCUUCCACAACUCGACGCCGGAGCUCCAGUUCAUCUGCCGCCGGAGCCUGGUGCUGAGCAUCAACAUUGACAAGAACACCGAGAAGGACCUGCAGCUGGCCGUCGAGGAGGCAGCCAAGCUGCUGGAAGGGGAGAAGCUGGAGAUCGUGGACUUCACGAGCUACGUGGAGAAGUCGACCGACCCGGCCCGCUACGUGAUCUUCUGGGAGCUGAGCUCUGAGGCCACAGACGAUGUUCUUAGCGGCUGCGCCAACGCCCUGGACUUGGCAUUCCUCGAUGCGGGCUACAUGGGGUCGAGGAAGACCAAGACCAUCGGGCCGCUUGAGCUCCGGGUCCUGAGGAAGGGCACCUUCAGGGAGAUCCUGAUCCACUUCCUGAGCCUAGGCGGCGCGGUGAGCCAGUUCAAGACGCCCCGGUUCGUGAGCCCGGCCAACGGCAAGGUGCUGCAGAUACUGAACCGGAACGUCGCCAAGAGCUACUUCAGCACCGCGUAUGGGCUAUGACAGAAGCAAAAAUAAUUUGCCUGCUGCUGGGUUUAACAGGGGCCUGUAAUUAUCCUUCUUUUCUGUUCCUUUUUCUUUUUUUUUUGCUGGUAUCUUUUAGUAGUCUCCUCAUCAAGGAGGAACCGUUGUUUAUUUUAGUCCGUUUGAAUAAUGUUUUCUUUCUUAUGAUGAUCAAAUCUGGUGCUGGGGCUAGAAUCUAUGUAAAUUGCCUUCUGCAUGCAGCUGUAGCGAAAUGUAUGAAAUGAGGAAAAGGAAAGAAAACUAGUGUUUAUAUGUUCA